This is a messenger RNA of Colletotrichum lupini, 738 nucleotides long. RefSeq lists its product as uncharacterized. Bases 1 to 738 code for a protein of 245 amino acids. The record is from RefSeq and is a predicted model, not a curated record. Lineage: Eukaryota; Fungi; Ascomycota; Sordariomycetes; Glomerellales; Glomerellaceae. The transcript has a single exon.
AUGACCCGCGUGCCCGGUGCCCGUAUCCGUCUCUCUGCUCAUUGUGAACCACCAAAUUUAGUUCGAAUACGAGCUCUGGGGAGGUUAUCCCCAAUCAGACACCAGAACCUGGAUGAGAAGAGAGUCAACCUAGGGUUUUGGGGCUGGAAUGGAUGCUUAUUCAUUGCCUAUUUGCUUGCUUGCGCAUUUUCUGGCCUAUUUUCUCGCCUCUUGCACUCUCUCUUGCUAUUCCUUCUCUCUCUCUCUCUCUCUUCUCUCUCCCUUCCUCCACGAAACCAUCUCUUUCCUCAUUCUUCAGCAAAUCAAAAUCACAAAAAAUCUUCAUCAAGAGUCCGAGAAACCACGCACAGAAGGAACGCUACCAAGUCGGGCGGACGUCCAGCCAACCAGCACUCAACCGCCAUCCUUUUCCACACCACCGGUGCCUUCCCAUGCCAGGACCCAACCUUUGGUUCCGCCCCGGGUAAAUCAGACGAACUCUCUCCGAGGUGUGGGUGGGUGGCGGGACCCAACCACAUGGUUGGGACAAGGCUACCAAGCUCAGGACCAUCUCACUUUGGACGUCGUCCCAUCCUCGAGGCUGAGCCCUUUGUGGCUGUGUCCUUUUUCCUUUCCCCAAUACCCUUUCCUUCUCACAGGCAACACAAUUUGCCAACGUUGGCGCAUUCGGGACCAAGGAUGCCGAGUAAAGACCACAAUGCCUUUCAUUGCUUUCCCCGUCCGGUACCCGGCGCUUAA